AUGAUUUUCAAUAAAAAAAUUUAUCCUCCGUUAAAGAGAAUACAAGAAAAAAAAACAACCACAUAAACAACUUAUUUCAGCGAAAUCAUUUAAGUUGCUCAAUAAAUCAUGUUAGCCAUAAUGAUUAAAAAAAAAAUGAUUGUAAGGUUAUUUAAAAACAAUAAAUUAUUAAAUUUAGAAGAGAGUUAUGAGGGAAAUAAUACAAAUGAAUUUGAUGAUUCUCUAUUGAGGUAAUUGUAGAUUUGUGUAUUUGAUGAUAAAACAAUUUUAUUCAUUCAAAUUUAAAUCAUUUCACCUCAUUAAGAAAUUUUAACUUCUUAAAAUGUAUAAUUAUUAUAUAUCAAUAGAGAAUAGAUCUUAUCUUUAACUACAAAUUAUCAUAAUUGAAUUCCAAUAAUCAUGAUAUUAUCUUUUAUACAGACAUGGAUUAAAUUAUGGUAAAAAACUAGAUCUAUUUACCAAGUUUAAUAACUUUAAGUUAAAUGAAAAAAGAAGAAUUAAAUGAAAUAAUUUCUUAGGUUCUUUCAAAGUAUGAUGAAAUAGAAUAAACGAUUAUGUAAUAAAAAGAUAAAUUAUUCUCUUUGUUAGAAUUAGAUAAUUUUUAUAUUGAAAUUUAUUUUCAAGAUCAUUUACCUUCAUUUAAAAAAUUCUAAAAUGAUAACGACAAACCUUAAAUUGAAAAUGAAUAAAAAAUAACAAUUGUUUUCGCUAGAAAAUGUGAAUUUAAUAAUGAUUAAAUAUCUGUUGAAAAUGAAAAUUAUCUAAAUAAAUAAAACCUAAAUUAGAAAGAAUAAAACAUAAUCAACAAUUUGCAAAAUCCUUUACUCUAACAAAAUUAAUUCUAAGUAAACGUUUAUUGCAUAGAACUUAAAGCUCCUUAAUAAACUAAUAAUUUACUAAUAAAAGCACUAGAUGGAUAAUUACUACAAGAAUUCUUAAAAACUUAAACAUUUUAAGAAAAUACUAAUGAAUUUGAAAUAAAUUAAAAUUAAAUUUACGUUCCUGAAGAAGAUCCAAAUUAAAAAAAUGUUUUAAAAGAAAAAUUACCUGAAAUACAAAUAUCAGUCUAAAAAAAAAUAUAAAUUUUACAAGAUGUCAUUCUGAUUAUAUCAAAUCAGCAAUAAUUGCUAUAAAAUUCAAAUUUUAAAGGAAAAUUAUCAGUCAUCUCGAUGAUUAGAUUUUGUAAUGAAUUGGGGGCUAGACCAAUAAUAAUUAUGAAAAAAAAAGAAAAGAAACUCAUAGACAUAGAAGAAAAUCGAAAGCAUUGCAAUAUAAUAAUUAAAAAUUUCAUUAAUGUACUCUUUUUUUCAGAUGAAUAUUAAUCAAAGGUUAAACCUAUAGAAGAUAUAUGUGGAGAAUUUUUGAGAAAUUUAUCAUAAUGCAAGGAUUUUCCAGACUAUUUUGAAAUUUAGAUUAAAUUGGAAAAAUUAAUUUAUUUUAUUAAUUAAAUAUAUUGUGUGAACCUUUGA
This is a messenger RNA of Paramecium sonneborni, 1469 nucleotides long. Lineage: Eukaryota; Ciliophora; Oligohymenophorea; Peniculida; Parameciidae. The record is from the annotation of a GenBank genome assembly.